AUGGAGAAGCCUUUUCUUUGCGCUUGUGGAGUGUCAUUUUCAGCAGAUGAAACCUUGAAAGCUCAUAAACAAUAUUACUGUAAGAUGGUGGAGAGAAGAGAUGACAAUAAAGAGCCACCAAAAAAGAUCAAAACCAGAUGCAGUCAAUGUGACUACGAGCCAGGUUCCCUCUCACAACUAUCCGUGCAUGUACGAACUGUACAUAACGAGGUACAAGCGUAUGUAUGCCGACUCUGCGGUUACCGAGGAUUCAGUCUUCGAGGAAUUCGAAGCCACAUGAGGUCACAUUCCGAGCUAGACGCUAUGAAAUUCGAAUUUCUUCUAGCAAAUCAUAUAUCAAAAGUGAAAACAGAACGAAAGACUCCUGAUAAUCAAGAAAACAUGGAUCAAGACAGUUGA
This is a messenger RNA of Strongylus vulgaris, 399 nucleotides long. The record is from the annotation of a GenBank genome assembly. NCBI's taxonomy places the organism in Eukaryota, Metazoa, Nematoda, Chromadorea, Rhabditida, Strongylidae.